UGGCUGCGCCGUGUGCGGAGGAUUGACAGUAAUUUUCUGACGAAUAAUCGUAUGUUACGACUUACGGUGAUAAUCUGACAACGCGUUCUGCCGUUUCGCAAUGUCCGCAAAUUACUAUUUCGCUAUCGUUGGCCAUGCCGAUAAUCCGCUAUUCGAGAUAGAAUUUAAUAAUGCUGGAAAAGACGCAAAGAAGGAGGAUCACUCGCAUUUGAAUCAAUUUAUCGCCCACGCGGCGCUCGAUCUUGUUGACGAGCACACGUGGAAAACGACGAACAUGCAUCUGAAAGUUGUGGAUAAAUUUAACCAGUGGUUUGUUAGCGCGUUUGUGACGGCAACCCAUAUCAGAUUCGUCAUGGUGCACGACAGCAAGAAUGAAGACGGGAUCAAGAACUUUUUUAAUGAAAUGUAUGAGACUUACAUAAAGUAUUCAAUGAAUCCAUUUUAUAAGCUAAACACUCCUAUCAAAUCUGUAGGAUUUGAGAAAAAGGCACAGUUAUACGGUAGAAAAUAUUUAUCUUCGUGAACGUAAUGAUUGCUGUUAGUAAAAGUAA
This is a messenger RNA of Trachymyrmex septentrionalis, 551 nucleotides long. RefSeq names its product probable trafficking protein particle complex subunit 2 (gene Trs20). The coding region runs from base 101 to 523 and encodes 140 amino acids. Gene Ontology annotation, cellular component: TRAPP complex; nucleus; cytoplasm. Lineage: Eukaryota; Metazoa; Arthropoda; Insecta; Hymenoptera; Formicidae. The record is from RefSeq and is a predicted model, not a curated record. Gene Ontology annotation, biological process: endoplasmic reticulum to Golgi vesicle-mediated transport. The transcript has 3 exons.